AACCGAAUGUUUGCCUUCUGUUUUUUUUUUCUAUGACAAAACUGAAAAGUCGAGAAGAGGACGACGGUGACAGGUGUCAGACGGGGAAGGAGAUGGAGGGGGAGAAGCGAAAGUCGGAGUUCAACGAUGCCGUUUUGAAAGCGUCUCAGAAGAGGGCGAGAUGGGAUGAAAACGGAGAGGAGGAGACGACGACGGUGACGGACGAGGAGGUGGAGGAAUUCUUCGCGAUCCUCAAGCGUAUACACGUGGCGGUAAAUUAUUUCAAGAAGGUUAACGGCGACGUGCGCAGCUUGACGGAGCUGGAAAAGGCGGAGUCGCUGAAUUGGGGGCGGAACGCUGAAGUUGACGGCGGUGAAAAGGAGGAGAAUGUGGGCUUGGACUUGAAUGCAGAUCCGGGUACAGGUUCAGACCCGUUUUAAUUAGUCAUUUCCUUAUGAUAAUGGUUGUUAUGUCCGGAUCUACGAUGAAGGAUGGAUCUUAUCUCGGUCCUUCUAAUUUUUAAUGCUAUUUAAUAAUAAAUUUAUGCAGAAAUUAUUGUAUAGCCUUUUUUGCUAUUUUUUA
Messenger RNA from Theobroma cacao (cacao), 561 nucleotides. It is a transcript of the gene NIMIN-2, whose product is annotated as NIM1-interacting 2. Gene Ontology annotation, biological process: regulation of systemic acquired resistance. NCBI's taxonomy places the organism in Eukaryota, Viridiplantae, Streptophyta, Magnoliopsida, Malvales, Malvaceae. The record is from RefSeq and is a predicted model, not a curated record.